Annulohypoxylon truncatum is the source of this 921-nucleotide messenger RNA. Its product is annotated as thioesterase-like superfamily-domain-containing protein. NCBI's taxonomy places the organism in Eukaryota, Fungi, Ascomycota, Sordariomycetes, Xylariales, Hypoxylaceae. The record is from RefSeq and is a predicted model, not a curated record. The coding region runs from base 1 to 921 and encodes 306 amino acids. The transcript has 2 exons.
AUGGCGCCAACAUUCGCAGAGGCUACGGCUAUCACCGCCACAGAUUCGCAUACAUAUACCGCCAACUUCAAUACGGAAUGGUGCGUUGGAUCAGUUCCUCACGGGGGCGUAGUGACUUCUGUCUUUCUUCGAGUCGCUGCAACCCAUUUCCGCACCACGCUUGCGGCGCAGAACCAGCCUCAUACAAUCUCGCUUCAUAUCGAAUUCUUGCGGCGAACUCAGGAAGGCCCGGCAACUCUAGUCGUUCGUGAUAUCAAGCUCGGUCGGCAGACGUCGACCAUCCAUGUCGCGCUGUCGCAAGAUGGCCGCGAGGAGAUCGUCGGCUACAUUACGCAGUCGAACGUAGACACCGAGACUGGUCUAUCUCUGAAAACCCUAUGGUCUUUAGACCCACCUCCACCUUCGCCGCCAGCGGAUUUUGCUGUGCUUUUAGCCGGUGGUAAGGAACCCCGUUGGGUUGAGUUGACGAACAAACCCUUUCCGAAGUUUCGCAAGAUCGCUCAUCGGGUCCGUACAUUUUUGCCGCGCGAUGGUCAGGUACUUCCCGGGUUAGCCGACGAAUGGGUACGCCUCGAUUCGGGCGAGAGAUUCACGAAUGAGAGUGUGGGUUUCGUAUGUGACCACUUCCCUUCCAUUAUCGAUGGACUAUGGCGUAAAGCGGAGGGCAACAAAAGUCCCCCGCCGUUUUGGUUUCCUACCGUAGUUCUUAACUUAGACGUCAAGAAGGUUCUGCCCCCCGAAGGAGUUGAGUGGUUAUUCGUGCGUGUUCGGACGAAGAGCGUCAAGAACGGAAGAAUGGACCUCGAAGUCGUCGUUCUAGACGAGACAGGCGAAGUUGUCGCUUUGAGUCACCACAUUGCCUUGAUCGUGGGGGCGGAAAGGAACAUGGCGGCGCGAAGAAAUGGUGAAACCAAAAUUUGA